AUGUGGCGAGGCAUCGAUGUCCUCUUGAGUAUAAAUCGGAAAAAGCCCGAAAACGACUACGCGCUCUUCAUCACAGCACCGGAAGAAGAGGCGCAGAUUCUUUCUGAGGUCUCUUUGGUGCCAAUCGCCGCAAUGUGUCAGUUACAUCAUAAAAUCGUUGUUCGACAAGUCGAUUCGCUAAAGGCUCUAAAAUUUUCGGAAUCAGGUGAAAUGUAA
Molecule: messenger RNA, 216 nt
Organism: Cylicostephanus goldi
Lineage: Eukaryota; Metazoa; Nematoda; Chromadorea; Rhabditida; Strongylidae
Source: the annotation of a GenBank genome assembly